This is a messenger RNA of Hylaeus anthracinus, 1121 nucleotides long. Its product is annotated as serine/threonine-protein phosphatase Pgam5, mitochondrial-like. Gene Ontology annotation, biological process: positive regulation of mitochondrial fission. Lineage: Eukaryota; Metazoa; Arthropoda; Insecta; Hymenoptera; Colletidae. The record is from RefSeq and is a predicted model, not a curated record. The coding region runs from base 140 to 988 and encodes 282 amino acids. Gene Ontology annotation, cellular component: mitochondrion. The transcript is spliced from 5 exons.
AAGAAGACGAAAUACUAGGGAACUUGUUUUAAACCCACUGAUAUAUGAAAAAUCGCAGUAUUUGAAUGAUUGAGUAGUCGAGUACGAAUAGUACUGUUACUUGUUCAGCCCAGCCGUGGUAACUUUACUUGCUGUAAUAAUGCCUAUAAUUUCAAGUUUAAAAAAAUGGGCUACUGGGCUUGGUGCGUUAGGAGGUGCGACGUUAUUUUAUUGGAAUAUGUAUGGCAACAGUAACAAAGAAUUUCUACAGGUGCACAAUUCCUGGACAACAAACGUAACCCCCUCGGUUAAGUGGGAUCAUAAUUGGGAUAGAAGAGAUCCAAAAAGUUUAGUGAAGCCGAUGAAAAUAAAAAGCGAAUCAGAUGAAAAUGUAUACAAUAAUGAAAUAUCAACAAAAAAAGCUAAAGCCAUUCGUCAUAUACUUUUAAUUCGUCAUGGACAAUAUAAUAUUGAGGGCAAAACAGAUUCUGAUAGAACACUUACAGAUCUCGGUAGAAGACAGGCUGAGGCAACAGGAAAAAGAUUACAAGAGUUAGGUUUUCCAUAUACUCAGAUUGUAAGAUCCACAAUGACUCGAGCUCAAGAAACUUCUAAAAUUAUAGAAGGAAGUAUUAGAAAUGUAGCUGUAAAAGAUGAUUCGAUCCUUACUGAAGGUGCACCCAUACCACCUGAACCACCAAUUGGUCAUUGGAAGUCAGAAAUACAUUUUUACGAAGAUGGACCCAGGAUAGAAGCUGCAUUUAGAAAAUAUUUUCAUCGUGCCGAUCCCAGCCAAGAAAAAGAUUCUUACACCAUUAUUGUUUGUCAUGCAAAUGUUAUUAGAUAUUUUGUAUGCAGAGCAUUGCAAUUUCCACCCGAAGGUUGGAUGCGUCUAUGUUUAAAUCAUGCAAGUAUUACAUGGAUAUCUGUUUAUCCUAGUGGCAAAGUAACAUUAUUAACUUAUGGUGAUACCGGACAUAUGAAGCCACAGUUAAUUUCGUCUAGGUAAAAUAAAAAUUUGUAUAAAACGAACAUUUAUAUUGUUUAAUUUUAAUAUCGUUUAGAGAGUAAGCAAUGUAAAAAUAGUAUACUUUUAUUUAUUCGUAUAAGUCACAAAAAUAGUAAUACUAUAUUUUAUAAAA